Messenger RNA from Lethenteron reissneri (Far Eastern brook lamprey), 3359 nucleotides. RefSeq names its product exonuclease 1 (gene EXO1). NCBI's taxonomy places the organism in Eukaryota, Metazoa, Chordata, Hyperoartia, Petromyzontiformes, Petromyzontidae. The record is from RefSeq and is a predicted model, not a curated record. Gene Ontology annotation, molecular function: DNA binding; 5'-3' DNA exonuclease activity; metal ion binding. Gene Ontology annotation, biological process: DNA recombination; mismatch repair. Gene Ontology annotation, cellular component: nucleus.
AACACUGGCGUCGUCUUAUUAUCACAACUAUUAAUUUAAUACGUUGGUGUAUUGUUUUCAGCGUUGGGUUUGUCGUCGUUAUGUUAAUGAGGAGGAGGAGGCGUGGCCACCGCCGCCGCUGCACCAAUCAGAGAGCGGCGCGCGGGAAAUUUGGCGCGCGAACGCCGCCGCGCAGUAAUCUCACCCCGGCGUCGCUGCUCAAGAGUCACACACACGGAUACAGAGAACGACGACGGAUCGCAACUAAUAUUCCCGUAUAAACAUAACAACAAUCACCCUCACAGGCUCCGCGCCCGAAACGUCGUCCUCGUCGGAGCCUGUGAGAUUAAUUAUUUUUUUAAUCGGCGUUUGUAAUCAAGGGCACGAGUCAAUAGCGCGCCGAUCUCCGCUCGCGAACUACUUUUGGGAACCUCCCCGUCAGCUCCGAGGCCCAUUCAUCAACCUCUCGUUGUUUUUCAUCAACUUUCAUCGCCACCGUUCAACCUCUCUGCUCGCCCCCCAAUUUGUCUCCCCGUCCCCUCAUCGCCGUCCCCCAUGGGGAUCUCGGGGCUUCUGCAGUUCCUGAAGGAGGCGUCGGAGCCCAUGAACGUGAGCCGCUACCGCGGACAGACCGUGGCCGUGGACACCUACUGCUGGCUACACAAGGGGGCCUUCGCGUGUGCGGACCGCCUGGCCAAGGGCGAGAACACUAACCAGUAUGUGUUCUACUGCGUCAAGUUCAUUGAGAUGCUGCUGGGCUGUGAUGUGAAACCAAUCCUGGUGUUUGACGGUUGCAUGCUGCCCUCCAAGAAAGAAGUGGAGAAAUCGAGGAGAGAGAGGCGACAGCUGAAUCUACAGAAAGGCAAGCAGCUGCUGCGGGAAGGAAAAGUGUCGGAGGCGCGUGCCUGCUUCACACGCUGCAUCAAUGUCACCCCACAGAUGGCUCUAGAGGUCAUCAAGGCAGCACGUGCCCGGGGUGUGGACUGCAUCGUCGCUCCGUACGAGGCCGAUGCACAGCUUGCCUACUUGAACCGGUCUGGGAUCGUUCAAGCAGUCAUCACAGAAGACUCAGAUUUGCUUGCAUUUGGAUGUGACAAGGUAAUUCUCAAGAUGGAUCAGUCAGGAAAUGGAGUUGAAAUUUCUCGGUCUCGACUUGGCCGUGUUACACACCUGGGCAACUACUUCACAGAAGAGAAGUUCCGCCACAUGUGCAUCCUCUCUGGAUGUGACUACCUGCCCUCCAUUCCAGGCAUUGGCUUGGUGAAAGCCAGCAAGGUCCUCAAGUUGUCCAAUAACCCCAAUAUAGUGAAGGUAAUCCGAAAAAUGGGCCAUUACCUUAAGAUGAAUGUGACUGUGCCGGAGGAGUACAUCGAGGGGUUUGUACGUGCUGACAACACCUUCCGCUACCAGCUCGUUUUUGACCCGAUAUCCCGGCAGCUGUGUCCCCUCAACCCAUAUCCCGAGGAUCUUGACUCCAGCCAGCUGUCCUAUGCAGGGGCAUGGAUCGACAAUUCUCAGGCCCUACAGAUUGCGCUGGGUAACAUCGAUAUCAACAACAUGAUGAAAAUAGAUAACUUCAAUCCAGACACAAGCAAGCCUGUUGCUGUGAAGAGUCACAGCUGGUAUCGUAAUUCACAGCGUGUGGACGCUAAUGCACACAUGCUGAGCAUUUGGGACAAAAGAUACCGCCCUGCUGGCAAGGAUGGUGUUUCUGCAGGCAAUGGUCCUUCCCCAGUCAAAGCAAAGAACCAGAUACUUCCAGAAAGGAGUGGCUGCAUGAAAGGGAAGGAGAGAGUCAUUGUUGCGUCUUUCAUGAAGUCACGCAAGACAGAUGCGGCUUCCAAGAGGCAGAGGCAAGACGAGUCACAGGUGUUGGAAAUGGACCUACUUGAACAGUAUUCCUUUUCCGGAAACAAAAAAACGUGCAAAAGCUCAGAUGUAACAGACAGCCUUCCCUUGAGUGAGGGUGGAGUUGGGGGUGAACAAUCAUGUUCUCAGCAGCAACAAGUGAAGCACAGCUCCAACGUUUCCAAUCACAAGAGCAGGUUCACCCGCCUGUUGAACAAGAAGGAUCAACAGCAAGAAAUUGUUUUCACACCUGGCACAAGAAGCAGGUUUUUCUACCCAUCAAAAGAAGAAGCACAAUCACCAAACUUGGUAAAAUCAUUAUCGCCAAGUCAAACCGAGGUCAAGUCUGGUAAAGAUCAAGGACAAUCGGAGGCAACAGUUGAUCAAGAACUAACUGGCAGUUCAAACCAAUCAGGAGAAGUGUCAUCACCCUUAAAGGAGACACAAUGUUUGACAUCCUCAGCACAAGAUGAAGGGUCACCACUUUCAAAUUUUCCAGAGAAUGUCACGAUGACAGAAAGUAAAAUAUCCAGUGCACAGCCACGGCAGGUGACUGCAACUGCCUUCAGUUGGUCCGGGAGCACGACAAGACCAAGACAUGCACAAGAGAGCAACUCUGCCAUCGACAAACUUAGCCGUUUUAGAAGGCAACCACAGGAAGCAGUUUCAACAACGAACCUACCAAGCACAAAUACGUUAAAUCCAUUUGCUCAAAUGGGUCAAAGAUGUUUACAGACUCGGGCAGCAGGAGAUGGUGGUGGCAACCUGAGUGAGACUGAGGAUGGCCAUGAGGCCUCCCUCUCAUCCUCCCCACCAUCAUUACCACAUGCCAGCCUCCAUUCUCCUGCCAGAGGAAUUAUGGUUACCUCUCCAGCACAGGAUUUUACAAGCUGUCCACCCAAUCAGCAUUUUAAGGGUGUGGGGCUGUCGAAGGCAGGCAAGGUCCUCUCUGGAGGCAGCCACAGCCCCCACAUGUUCGGCCAGGCCAAGGCCAGUGGCCUUAGCCGCAAAAGACCUGUAAAGCACAACAUCAACUCUGAGAACCUGAGCCAAGGCUCUCAACCAACGCUCAGCAACCUCUGGAGCAAUUUCCAAUAUAAAAGGGAAACCGAGAACCUGAUGUCUACAAGAAGUACGCUUCCCCUGUCGCCCGUGAAGAGCAACAUCUCUGUUUGAGUUUGCAAGCCAGAGAAUGUUGGUGCCUUUCCCUGGCUCGUCAUCAUAUAUGCUGUAUAUGCUGCUGAACCACGAUAGUGUGGGUUUAUUUGAGGAGAUAAAUUGCUUGUCACAUUUUCUAUUUUCAUUACGUUAUAAAGAUCCCACUUUAUUAUUACACUUCCAGUGACAACUAAUAAUUGUACAUAAAGGCAUUGCAAAACUGUACAGUAUGCCAUUUCUAUUAGACAUUACACUGCCUAUUGGUUUACAUGGUAAAUCAAGCUUUUAAUGGUUAAGUGAAUAAUUGACCGUGCAUAAAACAUGACAUGCUCGACUGCUCGUAAAACUUAAUAAAGUCGUUUUACUAGAGGGUU